Messenger RNA from Heterocephalus glaber (naked mole-rat), 5250 nucleotides. RefSeq names its product zinc finger and SCAN domain containing 29 (gene Zscan29). The record is from RefSeq and is a predicted model, not a curated record. Gene Ontology annotation, biological process: regulation of transcription by RNA polymerase II. Gene Ontology annotation, molecular function: RNA polymerase II cis-regulatory region sequence-specific DNA binding; DNA-binding transcription factor activity, RNA polymerase II-specific. NCBI's taxonomy places the organism in Eukaryota, Metazoa, Chordata, Mammalia, Rodentia, Bathyergidae.
CCCGCGGCGCCCGCUCAGACUUCCGGUUUAGGAGCCGGACUGGGCACCUGGAGAGCUGGGCAAGGCCGGACCCCGACGGGGAAGCAGCUCCCCUUGUAGAGAGAGCCACAUCUGCAGUUGAUUCUCCAAGGACAUGGGAAGAUAGGUGUCAACCCUGGAACCCAGACCCUUAAGUGGAGGGGAGCUGUUUUCUGCUGUGAAUGAUGGCCAAACCCACUCUGAGAGAGAAUGGCACCAAUUGUGAAGCCUUUCGACAGCGCUUCAGGAUGUUCCAUUACCAGGAGGUGGCUGGGCCCCGGGAGGCUUUCAGUCAACUCUGGGAACUUUGCUGUGCGUGGCUAAGGCCAGAAGUGCGCACCAAGGAGCAGAUUGUAGAAUUAUUGGUGCUGGAGCAGUUCCUGACCAUCUUACCUGGGGAGAUCCAGAAUUGGGUACAGGAACAAUGUCCAGAAAGUGGAGAGGAGGCAGUGACUCUGGUGGAAGAUUUAGAAAGAAAGCCUGCAAGACCUGGAUGUUCGCUCACAGCCUCUGUGAAGGGGAAAGAAGUGUGCCCGGAGAAGAUGACACCCCUGAAAUCAUCACGAGAGUUAUUAAAUGUUCAGCAGGAAUCAGUGGAAUCCCAGCCCAGCGGUGGACCCAAGAAAGAGAGGGCAAGAAGCCCAGAUCUGGGACUACAGGAGCAGAUGAAUCCGAAGGAGAAUUUCAGACAUUUUCAAAGGAGCGGAUUUCCAUUUCCUGAAUCUGGUGUGGUCUCCAUGUUGGAGCAAGGUAAGCCAUGGAUUCCAGAUCCGGGCUCCAAGGAGAAAGAAGUCCCAAGAGGCAGCCACACAGGAGAUAGACGAGUGCAUGCUGACCUGUUGCCAUCCAAGAGAGAGAGGAGAAACUGGAUGGAACAGGAUCACUGGGGUUUCGAGGAUGAGAAGGUGGCCGGUGUGCACUGGGGCUAUGAAGAGACCAGAACUCUCCUUGCAAUUCUCAGCCAGACUGAACUUUAUGAAGCUCUUCGAAACUGUCACAGAAACAGCCAAGUGUAUGGGGCUGUGGCUGAGAGGCUCCGGGAGUAUGGCUUCUUCCGGACCCUGGAACAGUGUCGGACCAAGUUUAAAGGUCUGCAGAAGAGCUACAGGAAAGUCAAGAGUGGCCAUCCACCUGAGACCUGCCCCUUCUUUGAAGAGAUGGAAGCUCUGAUGAGUGCUCAGAUCAUUGCCCUGCCCAGUAAUGGCCUGGAAGAGGCAGCCUCUCACUCUGGUCAGGUGGGCAGUGAUGCUGAGCCUGAAGAGCCCCAGCAAGAGGGUUGGCAGCAUGAGGAGGAAGCAGAAGAGGCUUUGGCUGAGGAGUCUGACAGUGAUGAAAUGGACCUCGAGGCCACCUCCCAGGACCCUGAUAACUCAGCUGCACCUGUCAUGUUCCGAAGUCCAAGUGGUGUACACUGGGGCUAUGAAGAGACCAAGACUUACCUUGCAAUUCUUAGUGAGACUCAAUUUUAUGAAGCCCUCCGGAACUGUCACCGCAACAGCCAGUUAUAUGGAGCAGUGGCUGAGAGGUUGUGGGAAUAUGGCUUCUUCAGGACCCCAGAGCAGUGUCGGACCAAGUUUAAAAGCCUACAAACCAGCUACCGGAAGGUCAAAAAUGGCCAAGCACGAGAGACCUGCCCCUUCUUUGAAGAAAUGGAUGCUUUGGUGAGUGCCCAAGUCACUGCUCCAUCCAGUGAUGGCCAGGAAGAGGAAACAGCUUCUUGCCCUAUCCGGGGGACCAGUGAUGCUGAAGCUCAGAAGCAAGCUACAGACACAGAAGAGACCAUAGAGGAAGAUUCUGAUGACAAUGAAGAGGAUACUGAGAUACCUCCAGGGGCUGUCUUAACCCGUGCUCCAGUCUUAUUUCAAAGUCCCAGUGGUUUUGAGGCUGGAUUUAAGAAUGAAGAGAAUCUAAAACGAGAUAUUUCUGAGGAAGUACAACUGCACAGGACAUUAAUUGCAAGAUCUGAAAGGAAAAUUUCCCAUUAUCUUAAUCAAGAUAAAGGCAAUGAAAGUGACUAUAGAUCAGGAAGACAGUGGGAAAAGACCCCAAGGGAGAAAAGAGGAAAACUGACCCUUUCACAGGAGAGUUUAGGUAAAGUCCUAAAUCAUCAGAGACUAUACUUGGGAAAGAGACCCUAUAAAUAUCUCAGAUGUGGCAAAAGCUUUGGCCCAAACUCCUGUCUCAUGGAUCAGAUAUCCCACCAGGUAGAAAAUCCAUACAAAUGCACUGAUUGUGGAAAAAGCUUCAGUCGGAGUGCACGCCUGAUCAGACACCGAAGAAUCCACACUGGAGAGAAGCCUUACAAGUGUCUUGAUUGUGGGAAAAGUUUCCGUGACAGUUCAAAUUUCAUCACCCAUAGGAGAAUCCACACAGGAGAGAAACCUUAUCAGUGUGGUGAGUGUGGGAAAUGCUUCAAUCAGAGCUCAAGCCUUAUAAUUCACCAGAGAACCCAUACAGGAGAAAAGCCCUAUCAGUGUGAAGAGUGUGGAAAAAGCUUCAAUAACAGUUCUCACUUCAGUGCACAUCGGCGGAUACACACGGGAGAGAGACCCCAUGUGUGUCCUGACUGUGGGAAAAGUUUCAGUAAGAGUUCUGACUUGCGUGCACAUCACAGAACCCACACAGGAGAGAAGCCCUAUGGAUGUCAUGAUUGUGGCAAGUGCUUUAGUAAAAGCUCUGCCCUUAAUAAGCACCGGGAAAUCCACACACGAGGAAAGCUUCUGCCACAGCCAGUGCCCGAGUAAGCCUCUAAAGGACACAGCCUCUUUUCUGUGUAUUGUUUGGAAAGUGUUCCAGUAGUGACAGCCAUCUCCUGUUCUGUGCCCACCUGGCUUAGGAAGUACUCCUGAGAAUUUAUGCUAGUGUUUGUUUCUUAUGCUUCUUCUGGAUCUAGCGUCAAAUUCCCAAGGCAGUUAUUUUAAGAAUAAAAAGAUUUUAGUCCCUCUCCUUGCCUGCAUCUGAACUGUUGGGUAACAUCUUUUCCCUGUCAGUGCCUAUGCUGUUCCCUUAAUAGACAGAACAUAGUAGAUCUGUGAAUUUACUUUCCUGUCAGUCAGUUGCAUUUCAGUUGGAAAAACCUGUUCCAGCAGCAUUUUGGGGAGAAGUUGUGAGGCUUGGCUCAUUAAGUAGGUCUCAUUCUUCCUCAGUACAGUAAUGGAAAUGUUGAAAAGAAUGACCCUUCCUGCUCACUUAAGCUUGUUCUCAGAAUUUGACGUAUUUGUUAUGCAUAUUUUUCAUUACCAAAAAGAAAGUUUAAUUUCCACCGUGAUUCUGUCCUAUGUAUCAUCUUGUUAAGAACCAGGUGUUCUGAAUGGAGAAACAGUGUAACAGUGCAUAAAUACUGGAUUUCCUAGUUUUUUUUCAAGUCCUAGGAAGGUUGGAAUAGACUAAUACUACAUCCAUAGCAUCUAGCUUGAUUUUUCUUUUUGUCCUGUCAUCUGAAUUUCAUGUGUCCUUAAUGGUCUAGAAGGCCACCAAACAAGCUAGCUAGAUUUGCUGUUAGGGAAAGAAGUUAAAGCUACCAGCAGGGAGUCAUCCAUUUUCCCUAUACCCCAAACUCCUAGUAUGGUGUUAUGCACCCCAUAGAUGCUCAGUACUAACAUUCAAGGAGUAGAAGACAUUGCCAUGUUCCCAGGUGUGGGAAAAACGGACCACUUUGUGUCAACAACCCUCUACCAUAACGGCAGGGAAGAUGAGAAUAUCUUUGGUCAGUGUAGUGGGCAGUCUACACACUCAGCUGUAUACAGUUAGAAGCAGCUCUUCAAAUAUAACUGAUCACUGAUCUUUUUCAAUUAUUUUUUUACCACUGAUCUUUUUAAUGAAAUACUGAAUUAGCUGUUCAUAAUAAUAUGAACCCAUGCAGCACAAGUUCAACAGACUCUGUCCUUGUCCUUACAAUCAAAAAAAGAUGAUACAGGGCCAGGGAUUUAGUGGUGCUGCCGCCUGCCUCGAAAGUGCAAGGUCCUAGUUCGAUCCCUGGUACCAAAAAAAAAAAAAAAGAUGAUACAUAGAGAAGUUCAAGUGUAUCGUUGUAUCAGUUGUAGAGAAAUCUUCAAAGCUAGGUAAUAACACUGCGUAAAUGUUAAGGUCCAAUGCAUUAGAAUUUGCUGUGAGAAAAAGCUGAGAAGGAAAAAGUAUACAAAGGAGAGAAUGUUACUGAAUAAAUCAGGAUGGAGGGAACUUUCCAGAGCUAGUUGUAAAGUUGAGUGCUGGGUGGGUGAGAAAUGAGGUAGCAAAGGACAAAGGAUAAACUGUAAGGAAAGUCAGAUAAAGCUUGGAACAGCAGAACUUGGCAAACAAGUGAUAAGAGCUGUGCAGGAGGCAGAGAAUCACCUUUGCAGAAACAUGAAGUACUAGAUGUAGACCAGGAAAUGGUGAACUUGUCUGCAGUAAAGGAGGUACUCUUGUACUUACUGAUAACAAAACAGCUGGCUGGCACUGGGGGAGAAUGAACAGUUUUAGAGGACUAGCUCUUCUGGGAGAGAAGAGGUCAGAAAUUAGUAUCUGUGUCUACUGAAGACACAGUACUUUGAUGGGCAGGUCAAAGGAAAAGUGAACAUGACCAUAUGGCCAACACCUGGGAUAAAUAACUUUCACACUCAUACUUAAUUAGAACCCUGUGCUGGGAUAAGAUCUGGGAGAGCAGUAAGGAGAUGGAAUCCUAUAAUUCAUAGCUGUGUUAGCAGAGAGACUAUAACUUGAAUUCUUGUGAAGAGUCCUAGUAUAAGGAACCACUUAACAUUUGUUAGCAGUUAAGGGAAGAGCUCAAGAAACACCAGUCUAGAGUCAGGGAUGUAGCUCAGUGGCACUGUGCCUGCCUGGCAAGCACAAGGUCCUGAGUUCAAUCCCGAGUACGAGGAAAAAAAAAAGAAAGAAAAAACCAGGGGCUGGGGAUUUAGCUCAGUGGUUUCGCCGCCUGCUCUGCAAGCGCAAGGACCCGAGUUUGAUCCCCGGCACCAAAAAAAAAAAACAAAAAAAAGCCAGCCUAAAGAAAUGCCUGAGAAUCUGAGAUGGUUUAGGAAGUGUGUUGUAAUGUCAAUAAAAAUGAUAUUAUUAUCUUUAGUAUAUCUGUAUAGUCUUAUGGAAAAAGUAUUGGUUGGGUAUCAACGAGUUCAGGUUUCAGAUGUCUUGUAAGUAAGUCAACCUGCCUUUUUCCUUUCUGCAAAGCAGACUAAUGUUUACAUCUACUCUGCCUCUCAGGGAUACCAUGUUAAUAAAAAUUAUGUCUAUGAA